Molecule: messenger RNA, 4050 nt
Organism: Glossina fuscipes
Lineage: Eukaryota; Metazoa; Arthropoda; Insecta; Diptera; Glossinidae
Product: zinc finger protein 227-like
Exons: 3
Coding region: 2134-3522 (462 amino acids)
Biological process (GO): regulation of DNA-templated transcription
Cellular component (GO): nucleus
Molecular function (GO): RNA polymerase II cis-regulatory region sequence-specific DNA binding; DNA-binding transcription factor activity, RNA polymerase II-specific; zinc ion binding
Source: RefSeq, a predicted model, not a curated record
UCACCACUGACCAGAGUGGGGUUUAUUGAUCCAAACGCAAUAAACCGUUCUGGACUCUGGUGCUGUUUAAGCCUCUAGUUUGUAGGGAUUGUCUAGCUCGACAGGAGGCGUAGAUUCCGCGUGGCUUGAAGAUGAUAGCAGUUAUCUAAUGACGUAUUGAACUCCUUUUGGCAUACGGCGACGAAAGUGUUACCUUUUGGGGUUUCGCCAGUUCCACAAUUGUUUUAGCUGAACAUUCGAUAAAUGUCUCACGAUCUAGAAGGAAUAAAGAUAAUGGAUGACGGCAUGCUGAUCUAUAGCUGCCGUGAAAUAUUACGUGAAGCGAUGACUGGUCACAAUAGAAAGUUCAAACUGCUACUAAAACGUUGUGGGAGGUGGAGUUGUAAACUGAAUAAAACAAAAAUGAGUUUGUGUAAACCUCGUGUUAAAUUUUAUGGUCAUAAUCUAUCGGAUAAAGAAUUUCAACUGGACAAUUGGGAAAUCGAUGUUAUAGAUAAAGCUGAUCUCUAAAGAUUGCUUGGAAUGGUGAUUUAUUUAAGUCGUUUUAUUCCGAACUUGUCCAUGAGAAAUGCUGAACUGUGGAAACUUAUUGUAGACAACACCCCAUGAAUAUGUUUCGAAUUUAGAGAAUUGAUUGAGAUCAUAAUUAAUACGGUGACAAUUAUAGGAAUGCUGUGUGUCGACAUUCAUUGUAAAGAAUUUUCCAUUGUACUAGGGGGCGCAGUUUUCCAGAACGAUAAAACAAUCGCUUCAAGGCAGCUGUCGCAUCAGUCACUCUGGUAUUGAAAACUCUAUCAAAUUAUCUAAGGAACACAUUUUUCAUUUAGAUGUGAGGCAAUAGAGAAGAAAAUCCGAAACUGCGAAACAUGUGCAAAAUUUUUUGAGACACAACAAAAACUAACAAUAAAAUUACAUCAAAUGCCAAUGUAUGCAUGUCAAAUAAUCUCAGCGGAUAUAUUCCCCGACAGAAGUUAACAAGAAGAGAGGUAAACGUCCGUAUGAUAAAUCCACGAAAGUGCUUGAAAUUGGACAAGGAGUUGGAAUACAACUAAGCCUAAGUUGCGGAAAAAAUAAAGUUAAAGAGAUUCCUGAAAGACAAGGUUUCAGAUGGUUCUUGUGGAUGUUAACGGUACCCCAUAUAAAAGAAAUAGAAUAAAUAUAAAACGUUCAGUUUCUGUUGAAUUCUAAGACGACAACUCAAAUUCUAAUAUAAAUACUUCAAGAGAAAGGUCUGUUUCAUCAACGACUGAACGACUACCAUCAUAUUAUUCUUCAUAUCGUACAAUCGAAACACUUAGGCGGUUGUAACUGCUCUCAGUAUUAAAUAACCACGUUCUGUUUACUAAUUGAAAAGGGGAAGAUUUUUUAUGGUUGACAGGUCUGGCAAUGGUACUAAAAGCAUAAAUAUGGCAUCUGCCUUUUUCGUGUUCUUAUAAUUAGGCACAAUACAACAGCAUUCUGUAUGUGUACAUAUAAAAAAUAUAUAAGAAUUAAUCCUAUCGAGAACACCUUAAAUAUAAGAACUUUUAAUUAAUUUUGAUCUUUUAGUUUAGUCUUAUGUAAAUAAAUAGAUACCUAUGCAGAAGGAUAUUACAUUUUUGGAAAUUAUUGGAGAUUCUGAAGAUUAGUGUGGUGUAUUGCGGUUUACUACGUUAUUCAAAAUUGAAUUAAAAAGCAAAUUUUGGCUUAAGACGUCCAUUCUAAUUAUAUAACAAAGCCAUUACUUAUCUCUCUCUUACUAAUUUCAUAACCCUUGUUUUUUUUUUCGCUUCUGUUGCGAAAUGGUUCGAUCUUCAUUCAGGGGGGACAAAUCGAGCACUGACUUUAUGUUUAUUUAAGUCCUUUGUCCAGAAUUCUAUAAUAUGCUACAUAAGGCACAAAUUUCCAAAAAAUUGGCAAGUUUCGAUAUCGAUUCUAUAUCAAGCUACUUGAAGAAUUUCUGAACUGAGACUGCUUUUCUCUUUAGUUCGUAGCUAACAUCAGGGCAGCGCAAUGAGUUGUUAAUUUCCUUGAGCUUGAUUAAAAAGAGGAAGAGACUUAUUUUUUGAUCAUUCUAAUAAAUGAAAGUUGUGUUCGAAUAUUCAUCAUUGAAUAUAAAAGCAAACCGGGUUCGUAGUUACUCAAGUUAUAAAAAUGGACUCGUGCCCCGUUGUUACGCCCUGCAAUUCCUGUAUUGCGAAAACCAUAGAAGCAGACUGUCGCACAUGCACAAAAUCCAUAACAAGUUACCAAUGCUUACAGCAUGUGAUUGAUGACAGCGAUACUCAACGAAAGACUUACGGUGAAUUGUUAAAAGAUUUGUUGCAAGUGGACAAGAAUUUGGAAGAUCGAUUACCACAACAGAUUUGCAAAGAAUGUGCUAAUUUGCUAAAGCAUGUCUACAAAUUUAUCUUAGAAGCCCGCAAACGCCAUGAGGAAUUUCUCCAAUACGAUAUUAAAAGCGAAGAUUUCUCGCAAGAUAUGCCUGUACAUCAACCUGCCCUAGAGAAAAUGCAUAUUAAAAUAGAACCUGAAGAAAUCCGAUCAGAGAUACUGAACGUACCGAUUAAGACAGAACCUGCGAUGACAGAAACUCCAUAUCCAAUAUUAAUGGAAGUAUCGCCUAAGACAGAAUUGGAAGCACUUGAAAAUAGAAAAGAACAAAUUGGGUCGCCCUUAAAAUGUGAAUUGAGACUUAGUGAUGAUAUUAAAACAGAAGAAUGCGUUGAGAGCGACUUCAGUGGCAGUGAUACUAGCGAGCCCGAAGAUGACAUGAACGAAGAUUUCAAUUCGUCCGAGAUGCUGUUGCCGGUGCGAUGUGGUAUUUGCGACAAAGUGCACUUGCGUACUCAAGCCUCGGGUGAGAGGCCGUUUAAAUGCGAUUUCUGUGAAAAAGCGUUUAGAUGCUUAGACAGUUUAAAAUAUCAUUUAGUAACACAUAAUGAUGAGAAACCAUACAAUUGUUCCGAGUGUGACAAAUCAUAUGAACACAAGGAUAAAUUAUUAGUACAUAUGCGAAUUCAUUUCGCUGAUAAACCGUUUAAGUGCGAAGCAUGCGAGAAAACCUUCAGAAGUCUACAUAGUUUAAAAUAUCAUCUUGUAACGCACAGUGAAGAAAAACCUUACAUUUGUUCACAGUGCGGUAAAUCAUUCAAACAUAAAGAUAGAUUAGGAGCACAUGUGCGUCUUCAUUCCCUUGAAAAGCCUUUUAAAUGCGAUAUCUGUGAGAAAGCCUUUAAAAGAUCAUCAAGUUUAAAAUACCAUUUAAAAACCCAUAGCGACGAAAAACCAUAUUCUUGUUCCGAGUGUGGAAAAUCGUUUAAACACAAGGAUAACUUAGAUGUACAUAUGCGUGUCCAUUCAGGUUUACGUCCUUAUAAAUGCAAUGAGUGUCAGAAAACAUUUAAGUAUGCUUCCGGAUUGAAGGAUCAUAUAUUCCUUCAUACUGGUCAGAAACCAUUUACAUGUAAAACUUGCGAUAAAAGUUUUGCCCGCAAAACCAAUUUAAAAGCGCACUGUGAAAGAAAUAAGCAUGAGAAUUAAUAACAAGUUGAUUUAAGUACGGCCGAAGAGGCGCUAUUCGUUUUUUAGCAUAAUUGAAGGUUAUAUAUAUCACACCAACCACUGAAAGUUUGGCAUUAUUGUUAUCACAUGCGAAAGCAGAACAAAAAGUACAUGUAUAUUCUGUGUCAUGAGCAGUCAGCUUUAGCUUUUUUACUUUCCACGUGUUCAUAGACAGCAUACAGUGCUAUAAUAAUAUGCUUAUAUAUGCCUAAAAUUGGUUUUCAUCAGAAUGGUACAAAGAAAAUAAGUGAAAUGCUUCGAAUUUUACAUGCGCCGAUUUUGGGGCGGCGGAAUUGCUGUGUUUGUGUUAUUUAACAUAAAUGUCUCCAUAUAGUAAACCUUUCCUACCCAACUACGAUAAUGCAUUCUCAGUAUUAGCAUUAACGAGGCUUCAACGACGCUUUUCCUUCCAGAGUGGCUAUCUUUAGAAACUCUUCAUCAAUUGAACAUUCUUAUAUUAAAGAAAAUUUAGAUAAUGUAGUCAUUUAAUAUUUAACAAAGUUAUAA